Messenger RNA from Arvicanthis niloticus (Nile rat), 207 nucleotides. RefSeq names its product protein transport protein Sec61 subunit gamma-like. Gene Ontology annotation, biological process: protein targeting; intracellular protein transport. Lineage: Eukaryota; Metazoa; Chordata; Mammalia; Rodentia; Muridae. The record is from RefSeq and is a predicted model, not a curated record. Gene Ontology annotation, cellular component: membrane.
AUGAAUCAGGUAAUGCAGUUUGUUGAGCCAAGUCGGCAGUUUAUAAAGGACUCAACUCAGCUGGUUAAAAGAUGUACCAAUCCCAACAGAAAAAAAUUCCCGACGGUCACCACGGCAGACGAGAUCGGAUUUGCUAUCAUGGGACUCACUGGCUUCUCUGUGAAACUCAUCCCUAUCCCUGUUAGUAACAUUCUUGUGGAUGGCUGA